Molecule: messenger RNA, 9506 nt
Organism: Porites lobata
Lineage: Eukaryota; Metazoa; Cnidaria; Anthozoa; Scleractinia; Poritidae
Source: the annotation of a GenBank genome assembly
AACAGAGAGAAGGUCCCACGUGUCCCCGAGACUCUCCUCAAAAAGAGGAAGAGUUUAGAACAACUCAAAGCCGCUAGGGCUAAGGCGCAGUUACAACAGAAAAAGGUUGGUGGAAUUCCGACUUUUCUAAAACAAUUUAGAGGUGACCUCUAUUGUAUGACUUUAUGUUGCACAUAAUAUUUCAAAACAACAGGACGUAACUAAUCGAUAGAAAUCGAUCAUCGAAAAUGUAAUCGAUUAUUCGAUAAUACUCGAUAGUACUCGAUAGUUGUCGAUUGAUUAGUCAAUUUAAUCGAUUGAAAUCGAUAAUCACAAAUUUUUUGUCACAUCUAUGGAAAUCGAAAAUCAAAAACGUGAUCUGAUCUUAUCACAACACUGCGUAACACUUACCUUCAAGCUUACCUUCGAAUCCGCUUUGUUGAUAAAGAUGAUGUUACUUCUUUCUCCAAUAUUUUUUUACCAGGAUCACUGCUGUAAAUUUGUACUCUAGAAUCGUCAGAAUCGUGGUAAAUUGCUGGAGUCACUAAUGUAGAAAUUGGCAAACUGUCGUCUGUUUUCCGAGAAUUUAGAAGGGUAUUGUUCGAGCGCUUAUUGGGAGACACGCAUUGUGGCUUACGGAGCGCGGAGAAUCUUCGUCCAUUUUCUUUUCGAUCAUUGUCGAACAAAUCGAUAAAAUCGAUAGCUAAUUACAGAAAUCGAUCAAAAUCAAAAAUCACAAAGACGCGAGUGAUCGAUUUCUAUAGAUUUUUGAUAUUAAUCGAUUGAUGAGUAUCGAUUACGAUCGAUUACGUCCGAUUUGUAUCGAGUAUCGAAAAUAUUUAUUAGUUACGCCCUGAAAACAAGCACAGUGCCGUUCAAAAGUACAGUGCAGGCCAGAACUAAGCUCGAUAGUCACUCAUUAUAAGGAACUUUUUAUGAGGGACUUCAGCCGUGAUAAAUCGAGCUAAAUUUAGUGAUGUGCAGGGUUUCAUUUGUAAAAUCGCUUGGCAUCCUACUUUAAUGUGUAAUUGCAAUUCUAGGUUCAUACACCAAAAGAAUACAAGUCACAUAUCUGACUACCCUGCGAGCAGAGGCUGUGUGAGCUGCCAUGCAAAAAGUAGCCUCUGCCAACAACCGUUCAAAUCCAUCCAGAAAUCUGGAUGAAUAAAUUAAAAAAGGGGUCUUUUCCUGUUCUUGACCGGUUUAGAGCACUGUGAAUGUAAUUUCUGACAAUGUCUGAAUACUCUCCAAAAAUCACCCAAUGGCGUUCCGCGUCUUUCCGAUGUCGAUAACAGCAUGCAAAAACCGCGCCAAUUUUCUACCAUGUUUUGUGCACUUUGAUUGCUUGAUUUCUGACCACUAUGAUACUCAUGGUUGUUCUGUUUUACAUUUUCGGAUCAAGAACAGCUCAAAUAAGAGCACUAAAUUCACCUCUUGUUUUAUUUUCCUUUUUGACAUCUCAAAAAUAACAAAAUUAAUGUAAAAAUUUUGAAAAAGGCCACGUAGGUAUUUCUCGGGAGAUUUGGUGCUCUAACCGGGAGACCGGGAGAUUUGAUGAAAAACUUGGAGCCUCCCAGGAAAACCGGGAGAGUUGGUAGGUAUGAAGCUGAAAAUUUUAACCAGCAACCAAAUCACCAUGAAAUGAAAUAAAUUUGCAUGUACGAGAGAAUCAAUUGUUCACAUGCUUAGCUUGUUUAGUGAGUAAAAUAGCCACACUCAUAGUUAAGCCAUAAUCACAAUUAACUUUGCAACAAGCUUUCAUGGCAACUCUCAAAUUUACUCUUAAAAUCUUAAAUUGAUCCAAAAUCUUGACGCAAGUCUGCUGACUGAAAAAUGGCGACAUUUACACCAGAAUACAUGUGAGGAAAUGCCAAAGUAAUUGGUUCCAAAAUGAUCUUAUCAAAGCGGCGGCAAUAAUACAAAUCAAAGAAGUAAAUUAUUCUUCCAGAAGCUCAUUCUUGUAUAAUUCUCAUCACCACGCUUUGGGCAGACAAAGAACUACAUAUCACAACAUAUCAGCUUUGCUAAAUACUAAAGUAAACUUUCAGUCAUGUGCUAGGCAACAAAGUUCUUCACAAGGAUCAAGUUUCACCGAUGUCUGUCCGAUUCACAAUGCUGAAAAAACACAGAGACUUAGAAGAGCCUAUAUUUUAACCGUGACAAAAUCAACAUGAAAUAAAUUUGGAUACAAGGGAUUGAACGUGUAUGCCUUGCCCACUGAUGGCGAUUAUUACUGGGAAAGAAUUUGCCAGCAUGUGCUUGCCACCUAGACUAAUAGAUAAAUGAUGUUGAUGGCAUGGUGAAAGAAAAUGUUACUGAAAUGCACCUGAAAUUUGGAUUCAGACCCUUGACUCUCAAUUCAUCUUUCAGUUUUUAAUUUUAUUAAAAGCGAUUGAAAUUCAAUAUCCUGUUGACCUUUUCAACACGACAGCGUCUGCGAGACAACAUGUGGAAGAAUUUGCCUUAAUGCGCUUGUCACCAAAACUAAUGUUUAUGGUGUUGUGAAAUAAAAUAUUACUUAAAAGCACCAAAACUUAUGAUUAGGCCCUUGAUUCUCAACUCACCUUUCAGUUUUGCUUCUAUGAAAGGCAAUAAAAUUUAAUAUACCGGUGAAUGUUGUUUUCGAGCACAUGCCUUGCUGAUUUUGGUAAUGCAAAGGAGUAGCUCAGGAUCUUUUGUUUUGUUUUGUUUUUUUUUUUCGAACACAAGUUCGAACACUCUGUCUUGCUACCUAUGACUGCAAUGUGAUCUAUGUGAAUUUGGUCAUCAUUAGAAAAAUUUUGCUUAUGAAAGCACGUGCCGAUGAGGUUUGACUUCUUAUGUGGAUUGUCACGUUGUGAAGUUCCUUAUAAGCGCUUAUAUUUCAACUCAAACUCAAGGUUUUUUUCUAAGUGAUGUUUCCUUCCGCAAUAUUGUUACUGUGAAAUAUUGUUACGUUAGUUUGGUUUUGAUUUUGUGAAACGUGACUGUUUCCUUGAUUCUUGAAAUAUGUGAUGGAAAUACAUGUAGAUGUACAUCAAGUAUUUAUAAAUUUUAGUUUCAUUGGCAAGUGAAAGUUGCACUUAGCAUUUUGUCGGUAAUUUUUUUAGCAUGUUCCACCUAAAGUUGAUCCACCCGAGUUUGAAGCUUGUUGACCUCACCGACACAUAAUACCUCUAAACAAAGAGUAAGCUUAUACAUACUAAUGACCAUUCGCCCCUGAACCGCCUGUAAACCCCCAUGCGGAUCCGCGUCCUUUCUACCCUUUGUGAUGUCAUCAGUUUUUAACGGUCAAGGACAACUUUGUCUGCUAACUUGUGUAGAGUGAAGAGAUCUUUCAAACCAUACCAGAAUGAGCACAGUUCAGUCAAGGACACCAGAGAAAGAAGCAAAAAACCAUGUGACAUUGACCUGAAAAUCUUCUUGAAAAUCUUGUUCCAUUGCUCACCUAUCUUUCCUUUCACCUAAUCCUAAGAUCCUAAAAGCUUUCCUAAAGACUCUUCCCACCAAAAUGAAGCCUACAAAAUGCCCAGCAAGAGAAAAAAAAAUGAGGCAAGAAAAGCGAAAAAAGAGGGGAGGAGAGAAAGCAAAAAGUAAAAGUCAAGACUGCUGUGUCACUUUUAAACCCCCAAAAAAUUUUGCUUUCUGGGCAUGCCUGAACUUCGCAAGCUGAUAUUUUGCAUCUGGAUCAGAAGGCCGCAAAGUGUACGACCUGUAAACGGGUUUGUGGUACGUUUUUAGCUCUUUCUAGCAUGACUGUGACCAGAAAACCACUUGACUAGCUUCAAAACGCGUUUUUCGGCAUAAUCUUGAGGAGCGAAUGGGUUAAUGUGCACUGAUGCAUUUCAGAGCAGACGCUUAUUCUUGUCAGCUCAAGAUGUAUAGAUGCAUCCUGCCUAAUGCAAUUGACUUGUUUUCAUGAUUUGUAUUUUUUGGUUUGCUUAAUUCUGGCCUGCACUGUAAGUUGACAGUCCAUUGUGAGUCUAGAUUCUUGACUUGAUUUGCGAUUCUCUAUUCCUGCACAAAUUGAGAACAAGCUAUGGAGAGUUGAUUUGAGGAUCGAGUCUUGCAAAACAGAAAACAAAAGAAUCACCCCUGGCUGAUUUCUGGAUAAUGUUACAUAGACAUACAUCUGUAACACAACAAGGCAUGGUUUAUUAACUCUGAUGAUUAUAUGCUUGAAACAAUAUCAAUUCAAGUUGUAAAGUGAAUGUUUCUUCGAGGGCAUCUGUAUCAAGCUGCAUUUCCUCAAGGGCAGUUUCAAAUACCUGCUCCAAAUGUAGCCUCCCACGCAGACGUUCUAAUGGGUUCGUCACACGUUCCUACCCCACAAACGUCUGCUGACUUGAGCGGGAAAAAACAUAGACCAAUCACAGCAAACUUCCAGAUCUGGGAAGUACACUUUGGACCUUGAGAAAUUGCACGCUUGAUUUUAUUGCUCCAGAAAAGAUCAGAAAGGUCUCGUGAAAGGUGAAGACCUUACAGUUUUAGAACAAACUACUCAGUUAACUCACAAGUGUUCGUAUUAGUGGCUACCCUCACAAUCUCACUGAAAAAAAUUACCUCGGAGCUUAAAUUUGCUGAACAGAAGUCGGCUUUACUACAAAACAAUAACGUGUGAAAAAAAAUUCUGCCUUUUGUUCAGUCUUACAAGGUAACCCCGCCGUUGCAUCACCCAAUGAACAACUGUAUGAGCAAAUGACAUCUAAUCCAGCCUUUACAGAGAGAAAUAUUCAAAAACCCAACGCUUAUCUCCUAGAUUCUUGUCCGAAGCAAAAAUCUUUGGUCACGUAUCAGAGCUUGUAGGUAUGUGUUUGGCUUGUCAACACUUUGACUUCAACAGCGCCGAUUGGUUCUCCGAUAAUCUGCAUGUGAUCCCCAGCUGAUAUUUGCGAACAAUGGGAAAGGAAUUUAUCUUUCAGUUCAGCAGACAUUCGUGGGGCAGGAACGCGUGACAAACCCCUAAGAAUGUCUACGUGGGAGGCUACUCCAAAUGCAAACAAACAGUGCAUACUCCUGUACAAGCAAGAAGAUAUCCUGCAAUGGACAAGCAUCCUGUCCAGGGGAGGGGGGAAACCAGCAUAAGCUUCUUCUGUUUGGGCCUUUGGCUUGUGUGCGCCUUUACCUACAAUGUACCCACCUACCUACCUAUUGACUAAGUUUGAGGUCAUGAUGACUGGGUAUUGGCCAAGUUCUUUUUUUUUGCAUUUUUAGUUACUGAGACAAAGUCGAGUUUGAUAAAAAUGCAUAAAAAAAAACAAGGCCAAUAUCCAGCCAUCAUGAACCAAACACGUAAGGGAUCUAUAAGGGAUUUAUUAUAUGGCAGACCAGUGCAGGAAAUCCUGAGUAGAUGGGGGUGCCAAUCGAAACACAGGAUUUGCUUCAUCCUGCCCCGUCGCAGAUUCAGCCAUUAUAAUAAACAAGUUUACAUUCACUAGAAUUUUUAUGGUGGAAUUUUGCUUCAACUGGGCUGCCAUAUUUUCAUUCCAGUGUACAACCAAAAUGCGUAUAGUAGUGGAGUACUAUAAUAAAAAAGUAUUCAAAAUACUCCUUCUCUGUAGGGAAAGUGUUAGCUUUAUGAUAGUCGCAGUUGAUUGAUUGAUAAUUAUUUUGGAGUUUAACACUUCUCUUUAUCUUUUGAAAGAUACGAAGAGAAAAACGCAAAGAAAUUUUCAAAAGGGCGGAAAGGUAUGUGAAGGAAUACCGCCAGCAAGAGAGAGAUGAGAUCCGGAUGAAACGUAUGGCUAGGAAACAUGCCAACUUUUAUGUCCCUGCUGAAGCCAAGCUUGCCUUCAUCAUUCGCAUCAGAGGGUAAGCAUUUUGAUUAUUUUUGAAAGGACACUUGCAGAUGUUCACCAAUUAGUCUUCAAAUCAAUAUAGUGGCACUUUUAUUUUUCAUCACAUAAUCAACCAGCCAGACCAAAUGUUGGGUGUAAAGGUAAGGACUUACGAGAGUGCUUGUUAUUUUCUACAGAAAUUACAGAAAUUAACCAUGGUAAAAGCCUAGCAAAAGGGGGAAGUGACAGAGAAAAGUUCAAGAAAAAGAUGGGGCAUUUCUUUUUAACACAGGGACUAAUUAAUAAAAAAAAAAACUCCCCAUUGAUAAGUCUUAUCAAAUGGGAAGUUUUUUUAUAAGAGAGGGGAAAAUGAAAGUAGAAGUUGCCAGACUUAACUAAUGGAUGACAUCAAUGAAAUAAAUGAGUAAUCAUGAUCAACAGGUAAUCAGAUGAUUAGUCAUUGAUUAUAUCUGAUAUUCAAUGAGUAAUCAAUGAAUAAUCAGUAGGCCACAAAAUUUUCAGUCCAUGAUUAAUUAUCAAUAUAAUCUCAUGGGUAUGCAAACCUUACCAAAUCGGAAAUAAGGAAACAAUGACUUCUUUGACAUAAAUGUCAUGAUACAAGCUUUUUUUAUUCAUGAUCUUUUACCCGUUAGGCAUUCUGCAGUGGCUGCAUUUCUCAACAAAGACAUAGACUCUAAUGGCCAAGAGAGUAAGAGAGAUCACUCGAACUUCUGAACAUUUCGUUUUUGAUAUUUCAUUUACUACCUAAUGAAAUUUGAUUUACCAUUCUGUUUUUGUCAUGGCCAACAUGUAUCUACAUUGGUUUUCAACAUGGAAGUUCAAUUCCUAUUUGGCAGUUAUUAUCGUCAAGAACCGUUGACAUAAUUUUUCAUCAUCAGAAAUAAGUUACGAAACAAAUUACUAGAAAUUGUAUGAGAUGAGGGAUCAAUGACUAAUCAAUGGAUAAUCAGUAGACAAUUCAAUUACUCAUCAAUGACUAAUCGAUAGGCCACAAGAUUUUUGGCGGUCAAUUAGUCAUUAAUUGCCCAUUGAUUAUAGCGAAUAAUCAGUGACUAAUCAGUUGAUUACCCAGUGAUUACUCAGUUAUUACUCAUUGAUGUCAUCCAUCAUCAAUUUCAUUAGUUACAUCUGGAAGUUGGUUAAUACAGGUGCUGUUUUAAAAGAUAAACAUUUACCACAACAAAAAUCGUUACAUGUAGUUCCCUAAAUGUGAGCCCUGCAGGGUUGUCAUCCAGCCUUAGUUCUUAUUUGCAGGGGCCCCUUAGUGUAAACUAUUCCCAAUCUAAAAAGGGAAUUUUUUUUGGGGGGGGAGAACAAGUAUUGUAAAAGCAGUAAAAUAAAGAUGUGCAUUCUCUUGAUGCUUGCUUUGCUCGCCUCUGGAAUGGAGAAUUUCAUCACAGUCUAGUUGACUGGUCCGCCAAAACACUUGCUUGACUCUCGAACAGUGCUUGCUUGCUUGCUUGCUCAAUCAAUCGAUCAAUCAAGCUUUAUUUACAAUGGUAUCACUUCAUUAAAAAUGCUCCUCCAGUGAGCCAUUUACAUAACAAAAUUUUCAGAGAAACUAUACUAAUGCUAAAAAAUAUCUAUAUAUUAAGAAAAUCUAUCCCAUAAUUAAUUACACAAAAAUCAAUCAACCUUAAAGGUACAUUAUAUAACUAAAAUAAAUUCUAUCUCAACUCCCUCAAGGCAAUCCCUGGUUCAAGACGAAGACAGGGCAGACUUGAAAGAGUUGAGAUUUAUCUCAUCUUUAAGCACAUUUUCUAAGCCAUUCCACAUGACUGCUUCCACUCGACCCUCCCCCACUAGCCUGCGAUCAUGCCCUCUCCCUUUAUCUCUGUAAUCUGUUUUUGGGAGGAGGGCAUGAUACAUUUCUUUCACAGAUCACAUGCAAAAAAGCCACAAUCUGGACUUUUUUCUGAUUGGAUAGGAAACAAUACGGAUGAUUUGCACUAUUCCAAUUGGCCAAAACACCGCCAUCCAUUAGUUGUUGUUUAUUUCAGUCUGCAUUUUUGCUUGCGUAUAAAUGAGCAGUGAAUACACACGCGAGUUUGUUAUGAAAUUUCUGCCAGCUCAGUUUUCUUGAAUUUGAAGAAUGUCGAAAUAGAAAUUUCAUGCAUUGAAAUAUUUUCCAUUUCAUCGUUUACUGAAAAUUGCAGUCAAAAAUUCACCGAUCAUUUGAUUGCAAUUUGAUACCGGCUGCAAGUUACCGAAGCGACAAACAGGUUCACUUUCAAAUAAUCAAUUCGUGAAUGGAAUCUUGACCUGGAUUGACUGAAAUUCCUUCUUCAGAAACCUGCGAAUUAUUCUGAGCGAUCUUCGCUUUCACAACACUUUUCAGUUCGUGGAAUAUAGUGCUUUCACUGCUUUCGGCACAGAACGAAUUAAGUCAACGAGCUUUUACCAGUAAAUUCUUUAUUAUUUGUAGCUGUCAAAUAAAGGUAUGGUACGGCAGUAUUUCAUCACAAAAGAAUUAUUUAAUUUUUUUUUUUAGGAAGCGCCAUCUGAACAUACUUAAAAAUGUUCUUUUCCCUAAAAUUUAUUUCGAAAGAGACAUUAUUCCCACCAAAGUUUGAUUCCUGUCUGGUAAAUGCUGAUUGGCUAAUAACUUGACAGGUCAAGCAGAUGUUAGAUUGUGUAAAUUAGGGGGCGGUUGAUGGCUUGUUAAAUGAAUGUAUCAGGAGUUAUUUUUUUUCCUCUCGAGCCAAAGAAGCAAAGAAGCAAAAAUAAUUAUAACACCUGAUCUCAGGUUACUCCCCGACCACCCACCUCUCCUUGUCUGAUAUACCAAGUUGGAGGUCUUAUUCCUGAGUUGGUGAGAACAGUAAAUUGUUUAAAAAGUCGUGAUCAACUCCCUUAUUUUUUUUUAGUAUCAAUGGAGUUAGUCCAAAAGUGAGGAAGAUCCUUCAGCUGUUUCGUCUGCUGCAAAUCCACAAUGGUGUCUUCAUUAAACUUAAUAAAGCCACCAUUAACAUGCUGCGAGUUGUACAGCCAUAUGUUGCUUAUGGGUGAGUAAGGGCUUCGUUUUCAGUAGUUUGAGUGUAAAUGUACAUAUAAAUCUUGUAAAAAAUAUUUUUUGCACUAAACUAGGGCUAGCAAAUGAUAUCUCUGUAUAAAGCCACCUUGACUCUGAGCUGUUUACAUUUUGCUGAAACUGCUUUUGUACCCUUUUGAAAACCUCGGGUGGAUUCUCAUUAUGAGACAGUUGGCUGAAGAUUAGCUUCCACAAGUUUCCUGAAGAUUAGUGGUAGAGCUGUAUCUGGACGAGUAACCAGAGGGUCAUAGGUUUGACUCCUAUUGGGAGCACUCGGAUUCCGAGACGCCUGUCUCCAGUCACUGAAUGAAUAAACAUCUUUCUCAUGACUGAGGGCUGUCAAUUACUUUUGCUUAAACACAUUUUGAAAGUUGAUUUUAUUUGCAAAUUUUAUUUGCAGGUACCCAAACCUGAAGAGUGUGCGUGAGCUGGUUUACAAGCGUGGUUAUGGUAAAGUGAACAAACAACGUACUGCCAUCACAGAUAAUUCCAUCAUUGAACAGCAGCUGGGAAAACAUGGUAUCAUCUGCGUAGAGGAUCUGAUUCAUGAAAUCUACAGUGUUGGGGAGCACUUUAAAGAGGCUAACAACUUCCUGUGGCCAUUCAAGCUGAGUUCUCCUAAGGGUGGCUUCCGUAAAAUGACCACACACUUUGUGGAGGGGGGUGACCAUGGAAAUCGUGAGGACAAGAUCAACCAGCUUAUCCGCAAAAUGAAUUGA